Molecule: messenger RNA, 1259 nt
Organism: Mangifera indica (mango)
Lineage: Eukaryota; Viridiplantae; Streptophyta; Magnoliopsida; Sapindales; Anacardiaceae
Product: transcription factor MYB78-like
Exons: 3
Coding region: 202-1053 (283 amino acids)
Biological process (GO): regulation of DNA-templated transcription
Cellular component (GO): nucleus
Molecular function (GO): sequence-specific DNA binding; DNA-binding transcription factor activity
Source: RefSeq, a predicted model, not a curated record
UUUUUCUUUAUUAAUUCAGUUGAAUUCCAGUCUCCUCUUUUAACCCUCUAUAUAAAUCUCCUCUCUUAUCACAUCUUUGCCACGGGCUAAUUCAUAUUUUCUAACUUUUAUUUUAAUCAACAUACCGUACUCUUCUUCUUCCUCUCCUUUUUCUUUUUCUUCUUUUUUAUAGACCCUGAAUUAAAUUCAAAUUAUCUAGAAAUGGAAGUUCACAUGGGAGGUUUUAGUUCUUCAACUUGCGAUCAACGAAGUGAAGAAGAGGUGGAUGUGAGAAAAGGGCCUUGGACUUUUGAAGAGGACUCAUUGCUUAUGAAUUACGUUACCAUUCAUGGCGAAGGUCGUUGGAACUCUGUCGCUCGCUGUGCAGGACUAAAGCGAACGGGAAAAAGCUGCAGGUUAAGGUGGUUAAAUUACUUGCGCCCGAAUGUUCGAAGAGGAAACAUCACUCUGCAAGAACAACUAAUGAUUCUUGAACUCCACUCCCGCUGGGGAAAUAGAUGGUCAAAAAUAGCACAAUACUUGCCGGGAAGAACAGACAAUGAGAUAAAAAAUUACUGGAGAACAAGAGUUCAAAAGCAGGCAAAGCAGCUCAAAUGUGACGUUAACAGUAAGCAAUUUAGAGAUGCCAUGCGUUACGUUUGGAUGCCUCGUUUACUUGAGCGGAUCCGAGCAACAACAACCGAUUCAUCAACAAUUCAACCCACUUCAAACCUCACCACCACCACAGAGAGUACAAGUACUCAUGAAGACAAGUCCACGAGUCAAGUUCAUCACUCCACUGAGUUGUCUGGCUCUUCCUGGGACUCAGUGGAUGCCCACGUUUCUCCUGCCUCAGAUGCCAAUCUGGACAAUUCACAAAACUGGUCGGAGCUUUACCUAAACAACAUGUCAGGCUGUGUCUCCGGGUCAUGGGACUGGUCAAAACCGGGCUUGGAUAUCAACGGAUUCGAAACUCAGAACAACAACGAGUGGAUAGGAAGCGAUGAGUCAUUCGAGAGCUUGUGGAACGACGAGAAUAACUGGUUGUGGCAACAGCAGCAAUAUGAUCAUUAGGAUCAGAGAUGAUUUUCUUUACGUAACGCAUCAAAGUUUCAUCAGUUUCUGAUUUUAUUAGAUACCAAGUUCCUAGUGAUAUUAAGGCUGACACUACAAAUUUGACAACUUUGAUAUACAGAAUACAGAUGCUUUGUUAUAUUCCUAUUCCAUAUAGAAAUGUUAUUUCACUUGAACUAAAUUGGCAGGCAUUUAGUUCUCAAGAA